Priapulus caudatus is the source of this 2601-nucleotide messenger RNA. RefSeq names its product organic cation transporter protein-like. The coding region runs from base 1 to 2136 and encodes 711 amino acids. Gene Ontology annotation, cellular component: membrane. Lineage: Eukaryota; Metazoa; Priapulida; Priapulimorpha; Priapulimorphida; Priapulidae. The record is from RefSeq and is a predicted model, not a curated record. Gene Ontology annotation, biological process: transmembrane transport. The transcript has 5 exons. Gene Ontology annotation, molecular function: transmembrane transporter activity.
AUGUCUAGCUACUGGGUUUAUAAGCAUGGAUAUGUCACAUUUUCCUCCUUGCCGCUGCCGGACCACUGUUGCCACGUGGAAGAACUGAAGGAGUAUGCUGAUGAUGACAAAAAGUCCUUGAGCAUACCCAUUGAGUACAAGCAAGGUGGAAAGUUAUGCUCAGUGUGUUAUGUACGAUGCAAACUAAGCGAACUUGUAGCACAAAUGGCAGUUGGCAACCUGAUAUGUCGUGGCCAAUUAAUUGAUUGCGACGAUGCAUGGGACUUUGACCAGACUCUGUACGACUCCACGACUAGUACCGCUUGGGAUAUCGGUAUCGAGUUGGUUGGGCAGAGAGCGAAGCUUCACCACACUGAUGCAGUGCAUGGGGCUGGAUCACAGGAUUUUGAUGAUGUUCUGCCGCGGAUCGGCAGCUGGGGACGCUACCAAAAGUUGUUAUUCUGGCUAGUGUGUAUCCCUGCAUGCAUUCCGUGUGCAUUCCAGGGAUAUGUCACCAUUUUCCUCCUUGCCGUGCCGGACCACUGGUGCCACGUGGAAGAACUGAAGGAGUAUGCUGAUGAUGACAAAAAGUCCUUGAGCAUACCCAUUGAGUACAAGCAAGGAGUGGAAAGUUAUGCUCAGUGUGUUAUGUACGAUGCAAACUACAGCGAACUUGUAGCACAAAAUGGCAGUUGGCAACCUGAUAUGUCGUGGCCAAUUAUUGAUUGCAACGAUGCAUGGGACUUUGACCAGACUCUGUACGACUCCACAACCAGUACCGCCUGGGAUAUUGUUUGUGAUCGCGCUUGGAUAACGCCCCUGGUCUUCUCAAUCAUCUCUCUCGGGAACUUGUGUGGAAAUUACAUCUUUGGAUUCCUACAGGACAGACUCGGACGAAAACUUUCAUUCUUCAUAUGCCUCACACUGCAGCUUGUUGCUGCUGUUGCCUCGGCUUUCGCACCGGAACCAAUCAGCUUUACUUUCUUCCGCUUCCUGGUCGGCCUCACGAUCCCUGCAAUAUUCACUAUUCCAUUCGUGAUAGGUAUCGAGUUGGUUGGGCCAGAGAAGCGAAGCUUCACCACACUGAUGCAGUGCAUGGCGUAUUCAGUCGGCUUGUGUCUACUACCCGGAGUUGCAUACCUAGUGCGUGAAUGGAGACAUCUCGCUCUCGCUACUUCCCUGCCGUUUGCAAUUUUUUAUGUGUACUGGUUCUUUAUGCCUGAGUCGGCCCGGUGGUUGAUGGCAAAUAAUAAAGUAGCUGAGGCCGAGAGAUUAGUGCAAAAAAUUGCCAAAGUUAAUGGUAAAGAAAUACCGGUAAACAUACUUUCGGAGAACUUAAACCCUAAAGAAGACACAGCAGGCAUAGAUGAUGGAAAUGAGGAAGCGCCACAAACGGCCAGAAAAUACAACUUCAGGGACUUGUUCAGGACUAAGAAUCUACGAAACAAGACCUUACUAAUUUCGUUCAUUUGGUUCGCAAACUCUACAGUGUACGUGGGUCUAAACCUGUACAUUCCAUUACUCGGAAGCUCGGAUUAUCUGAACAUGCUUCUGUCAGCCCUGGCAGAGAUGCUAGGAUACCCGUUUCUGUGGCUCGUCCUAGAUCGCUGGGGACGUCGCGGCCCGCUCUGCCUGGCCAUGGUCGUUUCUGGCGUGGCCUGUAUCACGACAGUGCUUGUGCCGCUGGACGACGACCAUCUAUGGAUAACUAUAAUGUUGACAGUCAUCGGAAAGUUCGGCAUAUCUGCGUCGUUUGUUGACAUAUACCUAAUCGCGGGAGAAGUGUACCCGACAGUGGUGCGUGGUCUGGGCACCGGUUUUAGUCAAUUCGUUGCAGCGCUGGGCACGAUAGCAGUGCCUUAUGUCGUCUACAUAGGUAAAGACUAUCAGACUUUGCCUGCGUUCAUUAUGGGGGCUCUUGCGCUCACGGCUGGUGUGCUCGGGCUAGGACUGCCUGAGACCUUGAACCUGCCACUUCCAGCAACGAUCGAAGAGGCUGAAAAUCGCAAGGCCGAGUUGCCCUUUGUGGGUUGUCUGUCGAAGACUGUCCACAUCAACAGAGCUGGAAGUUCGCCUCCAAUAGAGGAAAAUUACGAUGUCAUUGGAAGUUUUAAUGUCCUUACGAGCAGUGCGAGAACUGAUAUAACUGUUUUGUGAUAUUUUGUCUUGUAAAAACGAGCAGUUUCAUUUAUGAUAACAUAGUCAGAUGUAGCUAGAGGAACAGUAAAAACGGUUAAUCUGUAUUUCUGUCUGUCAACAAUACGACCACAAAUCACAGUGUGGUUGCAUGAGGAUGUAAUAUUUGGCAUGUAAAUGGCAAUUCAAAUAUACACUGGCAGGUCAGAACUUGAGAAUCAAAGAUUAACAACCACCAGGAUCAAAUAACAAAAUUUUUAUAUUUUACUUGACUUGGUAAUAUCUCCUACUUGUGAGUUCAUCUAUGUUAAAGAAAUGCAUUUGACUCAUUGUACUCAGUGUAAUUGCUUUACAAUUCUUUAAAAAAAUCAUCGAUCAUUCAGUGUGUAACUGUACGUGUGAACCGGUUAUCUAAUUUAAUUAUUAUUUGCCGUUUAUUCAUUACAAAAUUGUAUAUAUAUAUAUAUAUAUAUAUAUAUAUGAUAU